This is a messenger RNA of Bufo bufo (common toad), 1801 nucleotides long. RefSeq names its product alcohol dehydrogenase 1-like. Lineage: Eukaryota; Metazoa; Chordata; Amphibia; Anura; Bufonidae. The coding region runs from base 82 to 1209 and encodes 375 amino acids. The record is from RefSeq and is a predicted model, not a curated record. Gene Ontology annotation, cellular component: cytosol. Gene Ontology annotation, biological process: retinoic acid metabolic process; retinol metabolic process. Gene Ontology annotation, molecular function: zinc ion binding; all-trans-retinol dehydrogenase (NAD+) activity. The transcript is spliced from 9 exons.
UUAAACCCCAGGGAGAACUCUGUACAGUGUACACCAGGAGAAAGCUGCAGCACAUCCUACUACAACUCAGAAGGACUCACCAUGAGCACAGCUGGGCAAGUAAUCAAAUGUAAAGCUGCGGUGUGCUGGGCACCUAAACAACCGCUCAGCAUAGAAGAGAUUGAGGUUGCACCACCAAAGGCUCAUGAAGUUCGCAUCAAGAUUGUGGCGACUGGAGUUUGUCGUUCAGAUGAUCAUGUUAUAAGUGGUGCUUUAGAUGUGAAAUUCCCUGUGAUUCUGGGCCAUGAAGCUGCUGGGAUUGUAGAGAGUGUUGGUGAAGGAGUAACAGAUCUGAAACCCGGAGACAAAGUCAUCCCACUGUUUAUGCCUCAGUGUGGAAAAUGCAGAUGUUGUGUGAAUCCAGACAGCAAUCUUUGCUACAAAAAUGAUCUUGGGAAAUAUAAUGGAGUGCUAUUGGACAACACCAGCAGAUUUACCUGCAAGGGGAAACCUGUUCAUCACUUCCUCACUUCCAGCACUUUUACCGAGUACACAGUGGUUGAUGAAAUUGCUGUUGCUAAAAUACACCAGGAUGCCCCGCUGGAUAAGGUCUGCCUCAUUGGCUGUGGAUUCUCCACCGGAUAUGGCUCUGCUGUGAAUACUGCUAAGGUUAAACCCGGAUCUACCUGUGCAGUAUUUGGUCUGGGAGGAGUGGGUUUGUCAGUGAUUAUUGGAUGUAAAGUAGCUGGUGCUUCCAGAAUUAUAGCCGUUGACUUAAACAGUGACAAAUUUGCAAAAGCCAAAGAGUUUGGAGCCACUGAAUGUAUCAAUCCUAAAGAUUAUGACCGUCCUAUCAAUGAAGUGCUGACAGAGAUGACUGACGAUGGAGUGGACUAUGCCUUUGAGGUCAUUGGAAACACUGGAGUCAUGCAAUCUGCUCUUAAAUCCACUCACUUUGGCUGUGGAAAAACUGUGAUUGUAGGUUUGGCUCCUUCAAACGCUACAAUUACAUUGGAUCCAAUGCUAAUUCUAACUGGACGUGUUCUGACUGGGGCCUUUUUUGGAGGUUGGAAGGGUAGAGAUGAUGUACCAAAAAUUGUGUCUGAUUAUAUAAAUAACAAAUUUGAGUUUGAUGGGCUGAUAACACACAGAUUGCCAUUUGAGAAGAUCAAUGAAGCAUUUGAACUUCUGCGCAAAGGAGAGAGUAUCCGUACAGUGUUGUCUUUUUGAAGAUCUUAAUCCCGACCAUCAUCUAACGAAGAAAUCUCCACUACUGUCGCCUUGAAAGAUGCAACCUUCAUUUAUCACAUGAAACUUUUAUUACCUCAUAUAAUAUACUGAGAGGUCUAAUGUUACAGAACAUGGUGGGUGUAUACUGUAUCUUCAAUAUAUCAUGUUAUUCACAUACACGUUAGAAAAAUGUGCCUAUUAUACGCACAAAUAAUCUGUCUAGUGGGAGAUGUAGAUUUGUUAUCUCCUCCCUUUCAUAUACAUGUUUUUGCUUUUCUUCUGUUUGCAGGAUAGCUAGCAGGAAUAAUCCCUUUUCUCAGUUGCAGAGAGCAGGUCAUCAGUGUGUGGCUCCAGCAGAUCUGCUCUCCACAAGUGAAACUGACGGUUUCCAUAUGUGCGUGUAGAUCCAGCAGGGUCACCCAAGUGCUGCAGUGGUCAUUCCUAGAGCAUUACAGCCUAGUUCUGAUGACUGAUUACAAUGUCAAGUUCCAGCUUUGUAAGGUCUCCCUUUAAUUGCAGGCAGUAUAUCUUUAAAACAUCACAUUUGCAUAUAUAAUGUGUCCUAAAAAAUAAAACAUUUCCUUAAUCGCUC